AGAAAACACAUCCCACUAGGCUUCACCUACUACUUAUUAUCGCUAUAUCUAUGUAUCUGUAAUUUUUACUAGCUUAGUUGAAGCUUCCAAUAAUCAUCACAUACACAGUAGUUAUUUCAGAGUCAAUUACCAUGAAGAUGAUGAUAGACCUUGGGAAUCAAAGAGGUCAUCCUCUCCAUAUAAACACAAUGGACAUUGCGAUGGCCACUUCGAUCGAUUGUGGCCGUGAAGUUCGGUUCCGCCGAUCCAUAUGGUCCCUUGUCGAAUGCAUGGUCCCUUGUUUCGGCUUCCCGCCUUCGGUCCCGGUCUCCGGCAACGACACCGACUCGUUGAACACGCCGACUUCUCCUUCGACGUCGACCAUCACCGGGACCUUCUUCGGGUACAAGAAGGGUCGCGUGAGCUUCUGCCUGCACGACGACACGCGGGGAUCUCCGAUCCUGCUGUUGGAGUUGGGGGUCCCGACGGCGUACCUGGCGAGGGAGAUGCAGCACGGGCUGAUGAGGAUAGCGUUGGAGUGCGAGAAGAGCAAGGAGAGGCCGUCGUCGUCGUCGUCGUGCUGGCUCUAUGAGGUGCCGGUUUGGUCCAUGUACUGCAACGGGAGGAAAGUUGGGUUCGCCGUAAAGAGGCGGGUGAGCGGCGGAGAUGCGGCGGUGCUGAAGACGAUGGAGUCGAUGUCGGUGGGGGCGGGGGUUUUGCCGGUGGGGGGAAAGUGUGAGGAGGAGCUGAUGUAUAUGAGAGCUAGUUUCCAGAGGGUGAUUGGGUCACCACACUCGCACUCGUUUCACAUGAUUAACCCACUGGGUAGCACUGCCCAGGAACUCAGUAUAUUCCUAUUCAGAUCAUAACAUCUUAUAGUAUUUUACUUUGUAUUUAAGUAGCACAUUACCAUGAAUAAAUUCUCUUAGUUUUCUUUCUCUA
Hibiscus syriacus is the source of this 921-nucleotide messenger RNA. Its product is annotated as protein MIZU-KUSSEI 1-like. The transcript has a single exon. Lineage: Eukaryota; Viridiplantae; Streptophyta; Magnoliopsida; Malvales; Malvaceae. The record is from RefSeq and is a predicted model, not a curated record. Gene Ontology annotation, biological process: hydrotropism. Bases 132 to 848 code for a protein of 238 amino acids.